AUGAGAGCUGUUUUGCUAUCACUUUAUUUAUUUGCUGAGGCCAUUGCUUUCUCUAUACCGCAAUUGCCAUUACCAUUGAGCUCUCAACUCCACCAAUUGGACUCUCCUUCAUGUCCAAUUGAUAUCUCUCCAAGUUGUUCCAACUCCACCCCGAUAUACGAUACAUGUUGCUUUGAAAGCCCUGGUGGUGUUCUUCUUCUGACCCAAUUCUGGGAUUAUUAUCCUGCUGUUGGUGAUAAUGAAAGCUGGACUCUUCAUGGGUUGUGGCCUGAUAACUGUGAUGGUUCUUAUGAACAAUUUUGCAAUAACGCCUUAGAGUUGGAUGGAAGAUUUGACUUUGAAUCAUUGUUCAAUAAGUUUGGGGACUCAGAAACUUGGGAUACGAUGCAGAAGUAUUGGCUUAAUUUUAAUGGUGAUGCUAAAAGUUUAUGGAUUCAUGAAUAUAACAAACACGGGACAUGCAUUAAUACUCUCAAUCCAAAGUGUUACGGAUCUCUGUACAAAGAGAAUCAAAAUGUCUACGAUUACUUUAGAAAAGCAGUCGAUUUAUAUCAUAAGGUUCCCACUUAUGAGUUUUUAACUAGCAAUGGAAUCUACCCUGAUGCUGAAAAAACUUAUACCAAGGAUGAAAUAGCUAAGGCUAUAUCUUCCAACUUCGAAGGCCAUUCUGCAUUUUUCAAAUGUAAUCGUUAUGGUGCUUUGCAAGAAGUAUGGUACUUUCAUCACGUAAAAGGAAGCGUUAGAGAUGGAGGCUUCCUUCCAAUUGAUUCAAUGAUAUCCUCUAAUUGCCCAUCACAGGGCAUUAAAUGGUAUCCUAAGGGCUGGACACCAGGGAAUCCAUUACACCCAACACACACAGGGCCUGGCUCGCCAGGUAAACCUUCUGGAGUUCCAGGUUUAAGAGGCCAUAUUAAAUUGACUAACCACAACGGAUGUUUGAUCAGCAAUGGUAAUUGGUACCAAUAUGGAACCUGUGCCACUUACACUCUUUUGAAGCUGGAAUUUGGAGGCUAUAAUGUAAAGUCUUCUAAGGGAUAUUGUGGUGUUAUUGAUGGGAUUUUGCAAUGUAAUGCUAACAUUUCUCCGUCAAGAAAUCAAUUCCAAUUAAACAAACUGUCAAAGGCUAUUUCAUAUGGAGGAAUUGAAAAUUUCUGUUUAAGAUAUGAUUUAUCCCACGGUAGUGGAAAGUUUGUGCAAGUUCCAGUUGAAGUUGGUGGAGACUGUGCAGAUAGUUUCAAGUUGAUCUUGCAAUAG
This is a messenger RNA of Lizanozyma spartinae, 1254 nucleotides long. RefSeq names its product T2 family ribonuclease. The coding region runs from base 1 to 1254 and encodes 417 amino acids. NCBI's taxonomy places the organism in Eukaryota, Fungi, Ascomycota, Pichiomycetes, Serinales, Debaryomycetaceae. The transcript has a single exon. Gene Ontology annotation, molecular function: RNA binding; ribonuclease T2 activity. Gene Ontology annotation, cellular component: extracellular region. The record is from RefSeq and is a predicted model, not a curated record. Gene Ontology annotation, biological process: RNA catabolic process.